AAAUGUUGGAAGGCCAGAGAAACUGCUAUAUGAAUAAUAUUUACAAGAAAGGAUCAGACUUCGUACAGAGAAAAAUUGAUGCUAUUGAUGAAGAGUUGCGAAAACUUAAAUUGAAUGAAAGACAGCAAGUUACCAGACACCAACAAAGAUAUCUGGAAACUUCAAUAAUUAGAAAGGCGCAGAUAAUCGCAACGACACUCUCAUCAUGCAACAACGACCAAAUCGUCAAUGCUCUCACAGACAAUGGGAGAGAGCAUCCAUCGAUAACAUGCUGCAUCAUUGAUGAGGCCGCUCAGUGUAAUGAGACUGAGCUUCUGCUGCCAUUGACACUUGAUGUCAGCAAAAUGAUACUAGUGGGAGAUCCUCUGCAGCUCACUGCAACCACAUUCAGUCAGGUGUCGAGAGAUAUGAAAUAUGGCAAAUCGCUGUUCUCACGCAUCUACAAAGUUUGGGAAAACAAUGAAGGUGUAACAUCUACUUCUCCCAUCAACUUCUUGGAUACGCAAUAUCGAAUGCAUCCAUCCAUUGCAAGUUGGCCUUCUCGCCAUAUUUACAAGGGACGGUUGAAAAAUAACAAUUUAUUCCAGAAGAAUUCUGAACUGAAUUCGUAUAUGCUCAUAAACCAUAAUUUUCAGCAGAGCAGAGAAAGGGAAACAAAUUACUGGGAAGCCCAAUUGGUUGUUAGCUUAGCUUUUUCAAUUCUGAAGAAACCAUCAUCAGAAGAAAACAUGCGUAUUGGAAUCAUAACACCCUAUGCAAACCAACGGAUAAUGAUGCAAUCUGAAAUCCAUAAAAGAUCCGAUAAUGAAGGCGAUUAUGGAAGUCGGCUCGAAGUGAAUUCGAUUGAUGGAUUCCAAGGCCAGGAGCGCGACGUCAUCAUUGUCUCGAUGGUUCGGUCGGAAGGCAUUGGUUUCAUGAACGAAAUUGAGCGAAUAAAUGUGAUGCUUACACGCGCUGAAAAGUGCCUAUUAGUUUGUGCAAAUUUCAAUGCAUUUUUGAGCAAUCAUAUCUGGAAGGACCUCUAUGAAGAUGGAAGUCGGAGAAAGAGAGUCUUCUCGAUUAAUGACUACGAUGACAAGAAGUUUGAUGAAUUGCUGGAUACUAUUUACGCGAAGCGAAGAAGAGUUAGGAGGAAUGAAUGAGAACAACUGGCAAACUUGCAUUUGAAGAUAACAAGUGCUGCAGCACUAUGGCAAAUGCCACUCCUCAAUCUUCAGUCUCCGCAACAGUUCAAUCUCGUGGGUGCAGGUAUUACUUUAUCUAUAGUCCUCACUUAAAAACUUUUGAUCAGCUAAAAGAUGUAAUGGAUUUGGAAUAAUCCGACUCAAAAUACAGUUACCAAUAUUUCAUCAAUCUUUUUUGAAAAUACCUGCACCAAGUUCCAAACUUCGAAAUAUCUCUAAUUUUCUGUAAUGGAAUUUCAAAGAUUCCAAUUCAAAAUAGUCAAAUGAAUUCGGGAAAGCAUUUAUUGGAAUUUACUGAUGCACUUAUAUAACAGCAAUUAUUAAAUAACAGCAUUAUUUAUUCAUCGACGUUAUACAUCAUGAUAGAUCGGUAGAUAAAUAUAAUGUCAUUCGCCCAAAACUGAUUGAAUGACAAAUUCAAAUUGAACUAUAAAGAUGUUAUGUUCCAUCUCAUUGAUAAUUUUUGUGAUGAAAAAACUUUCCUUUUGAAUCUUAAAAAUGUUGACUGAUAACUCAUUCAAUAUGGAAAAGUAUUGAUGUUUGACUGUAUCAAUGGACUUAUUUAUCAUGGAAAAUUUCCAUAUCUUUAUCAUUUGUUUCUAGUCUCUACUUAUGUUUAAUAUUAUUUGAAUAGCUGUAAAUAUUAUUGAAAGAAAUUACAAAUAUUACUACGCGCCUGUAAUAUGUGGCAAACUAUUUCCUCAUUGUAUUAUAAACUUUCCAAUUGUAAAUGUAUUGUUGUAAAGACACGUCAUUUAGUUACUGUAUUAUUAGUUCUAGAUUGCUUUCAUUAGCAACCGUGUUAUUUCUAACCUAUUUUAUACGUUAGUUACACAAUAGAGAUCAGCUUUAAUUACUUUGCAUAUCUUUUCAAAUUGAGAAAUAUUAAAUAAAAAAACAACAAUUAGAAUGUUGGGCAUUGAUUGGGCAAGUCUUUAUUAAUUCACUAAGAAAAAAUUAUUAAUCAUUGAGAGAAAUUAUUUUAAUUUUUCAAAAGCAUGACUCAAUUUUACACAAACACACUGUUUCAUAAUUAUUACUAAAUCAGUAUCUUUGAAUCAAAGUUCAAAGUAUAGAUUGAUAUUAAUUUGCUUUUCAUUUGAAAAACAUUUUGGCAGAAAUUUAGGAAAUUUGUUUUGAGCUAUGAAAACAAAUAAAUUUAUUAAGUAGUUUUUACAGUCACCUUAUUUUGAUUCGACGCUAUUCACAUUGACAGUGGCAUUUCACAAGAACUUAAAUUGUUUGACUCUGAUUAAUAGACUAGCUUUAUGAAGAUGAUGAUUUUUUAAAUCCAAAACUGCUUUAAAUACUUGUUACUUUUGUUGUUUUGUAAUGUAUUUUGGUGAAUAGUUCAUUGCUUCAGGGCUUCCAUUCAAACUAGCUCUAGCUUCAAACUAUAGCAAAUCUUUAGUAUUAAUCAUGAGUUCAAAUUUGAAAUUGCCAUUAUCAUUAUUAUAGUCAAGUGGCAAGUUAUACAUUAUAAAGUUGAGUUUGAACGAUAAAAUAGCACAAUGCUAUUGCAAAAGUAUAAAGUGUAUCCAUUGAAAUUGAUUGACUGGAAUUGAGUGGAAGUAUAAUUAUUAUAAGAAUUACCGGUGAAUGCGUACCGUAAAUACAAUAUACCACUAUACUAGAACUGUAGAUAUUGUAGAUAACUUUGAAUGAACUGAAGUCUCGCAGAAAUUUUAAAAGAAUGUACUAUUUUGUUUAAUAUUGUAUGUAUUAAAAAAGUUAACAAAGAGCUCA
Molecule: messenger RNA, 2930 nt
Organism: Nilaparvata lugens (brown planthopper)
Lineage: Eukaryota; Metazoa; Arthropoda; Insecta; Hemiptera; Delphacidae
Gene: Setx
Product: helicase sen1
Exons: 7
Coding region: 3-1142 (379 amino acids)
Biological process (GO): termination of RNA polymerase II transcription
Cellular component (GO): nuclear body
Molecular function (GO): transcription termination site sequence-specific DNA binding; helicase activity
Source: RefSeq, a predicted model, not a curated record